Messenger RNA from Morchella importuna, 2082 nucleotides. RefSeq lists its product as uncharacterized. NCBI's taxonomy places the organism in Eukaryota, Fungi, Ascomycota, Pezizomycetes, Pezizales, Morchellaceae. The transcript has a single exon. The coding region runs from base 1 to 2082 and encodes 693 amino acids. The record is from RefSeq and is a predicted model, not a curated record.
AUGGCUGUAUAUGAGGAACCCUAUGUCGAGGACUACAACUCGGAGCUGUCUGAGGCCAUCCCUCUGACAAGACGACAAACAACAAAGCGUGCUUCGGGUUUGUCAAACUCGAUAUCUGCUGAUUCAACCAGCUAUGAGCCAGAGAGUACAAAUGUGUCGGAUUCUGGAUACUCAUCACACGCUGAGGCCAGCACCCCAGGAGAGACUCCUCCACCCAAAUCAGCAACACCAAGUACCCCAUCAAGGAACCAAGCUCGACCCAGCCGCUCCCCAUCAAAUCCAGCACUCCCGGCAUUCACUAGAUCUUCAAGCAAGUCCUUCUCUCGUGCCCAGGCAUCGGCGGGAACCGUCCCGCGGAACAUCCCAAGCAGCUACAACACGGUGAGGAGGGAAUACAGGGAGAGCUCGCCGUCAACGUCGACCGGUGGUGCGGAUGAUUGCGAUUGUGCGGAUUGUGGAAAGCCUUCAAAGCCUGUGACUAGCUCCCCAAGUAGAAACAGUGGUGCCUGGCCUGCUAGUGUCCCAGAGCACCCGUACCAUGCUACGUACUCUUCAUCGCCCUCGUCUUCUUCGUAUGCUUCUUACCCGUAUCCGUCAAAGUACGAUUCAAAGUACGAUUCAAAGUACGAUUCAAAGUACGAUUCAACGUACGAUGCAAAGUACGAUGCAAAGUACGAUGCAAAGUACGAUGCAAAGUACGAUUCAAAGUACGAUGGUUACAGCGAGAGUGCCCCAACCCACGCUCCGUAUGCCACUGAUCCUCGUGAAAGUUCGUCAAGAAGGGAAAGGUCGUCGACACAGUCAGCGAUGCCUCCUCCCCCGAGACCAUUGUCGACUUUUGCAGGCGCUUCAGCAACAACAUCUUCGCACAGCCCAAGUGGAUCGUGGUCGCAAUCCACCUACAGCAGCUCUGGAUAUGUUGGACACUCCUCAUCACCAGUUCCAGCGGCGCCGGCCCCAUCAUCAACAUGCCCACCAACGUACUCGUCCUCGAUGUAUCCUCCUCCUCCGAUAGACACAUCUGUGCAUUCUUCAUCCCACUCAUACGACUACUCGCCCUAUGCUCCUCCGUCAGCAUCUGCUGCUACAUAUGGACAUUCUUACACUCCUGACCCAUACAGCCAGAGCCCAGUUCCACCGGCACCAAACUACUACCAGGAGCCCAGUUACCACUCGGACAGCCACCACUCGGACAGCUACCAUUCUGACAGCUACCACCAGCCUGAGUAUAGCUCCCUGCCGCCUCCACCCGCGUUUACGGGCCGUAGAGGUAGCAUGCGUGCCUCGGCAAGUGCAGCUGUGCUCGACUCCAGCGAGUACUACACCCAGCCAGAAUACACUCACCCACAGGUAGCGCAGCACCGCGAGCGCCGCUCAAGUAACCGUGUCCACAGUUCCGAGAGGCCCUCGUCAUGGUACAGCCAGUCACAGUUCCAGGAUGUUCCCAGCAGAAGCGUUUCCGUUCCUCCGGCCCAGUCAGAUCCUCAGGCCGCUCAGACAUCGAGCCGUAGAAUGGCAACGCCGCAGCCGAUUAGGAGAAGGGACAGCAGCAACUCGCAGGGAUCGGGCUCGCACUCGUCGAGACUCCCGUCGUCGCUUUCUCGCUCGAUGGAGACUUGUGCUAUUGAUGAUGAGCCGCCUUCACGUUCAUCACGCCAUGGCCACAGCCAUCACCGUAGCAGUGGGUACUAUGAGCAUCAUCAGCAUAGUGCUGUCACUCGUAGGGAUGCGGGGACUUUGAUGCAGAAUAGCCACAGCAACCGUAGCAGCGACUCGGGAAGCAGUGGGUACAGCCAUGAUAGUGGAAGGGAGGAGCUGGUUGUUCUGGAUUCGGAUGAGCCGUUCACUAUGAGGUACCCGGCGGGCGUGCCGGUCAAGUUGUCGCUUAAUGGUGGCCACUCUCCGAGGACAAUCUCUGUGGGAAACAAGAACGAGAACUUUGAGUAUUCAAUAGGAUACAAGUACGUCCAGCAGAGGCAGCAGCAGUUGCAUGCUCAGCUGAGUGGGGGAACUGAUCACUAUGAUCGCCGGACAACCAGCGCGGAUUAUUCACAUAGGAGUUAUGAGCGCCAGAGAGUUUAG